Molecule: messenger RNA, 685 nt
Organism: Symbiodinium sp. CCMP2456
Lineage: Eukaryota; Dinophyceae; Suessiales; Symbiodiniaceae
Source: the annotation of a GenBank genome assembly
GCUGAGGCGGCUGGAGGAGGAGUGGGGUGACUUGGGCCGCUUUACGCCUUCGGAGGUUGAAGAGCUCCUCAUGGGAUGCCCGCCAAGCGAGCCUGGAGAUCGGGAGUCGAGCGAGCCUCAAGAUCGCGAGCCCAAGUCGAGCGAGCCUCAAGAUCGCGAGCCCAAGUCGUUCGAGCCUGGAGAUCGCGAGCCCAAGUCGUUCGAGCACGGAGAUCGCGAGCCCAAGUCGUUCGAGCCUGGAGAUCUCGAGCCCAAGUCGUUCGAGCCUGGAGAUCUCGAGCAGCCUACGGGCCCGGCCGUUGCAGUCGAUGCCGAGCUCGUCUUCAUGUCCUACAGCUCGGGAGGUUGCUCAGAAAAAGUACGAAGAGGCUCACUUGAAGAUGCCAUCGACUUGGAUGAUUCUUCCAGUGAAACCGAUCGGGCUACGAUGGAGGCUUUGGUGGACGUGAGGAGCUUUGUCCAUCCAGAUGCUGUUGCUACCGACGAGCCAAAGGGCAAGGCCAAAAGGGCCACAGGGGAUGAGGUGCCGGAGAACGAGGACGAGAAGAAGAAGAGGAAGAAGAAAGAAAAUGAGGCUCCCCAGGAGCCAAAUAGGACUUUCGCCGGUCGCCCGCCUCCGCAGACCACGCCGUUUCUCUGGAGAUUUCAGUUUGCUGCUGAAGCCUACAAGGAGUGUCCUGCUUGA